UAUAUUAUAUCCCUGCUACUACACUGGCUAUUCUACAUCACAAUACUUCUGAUGUGCGCUGUUUUACAUUCUAGAAGACUGAAGACGACGCUUAACAACAUAGUUGUUAACUACAUAAAUAACAGAUAAAGUUUUCGAAAAAUUGUUUUUUUUUAAUAGUUUCAAUAAUGAAUGUGUUUGUUAAUAGUGAAGACGUGAAAUAUACAAAUGACUUUAUACAACCAAAGCCGAAAAAACUGGAAAUACUAUCGAGGUCACGCCAUUGUCCGAAAAAUUAGUUAUUAGAACAACAAAAAAAUUACCCAAAUUAGGUGUUAUGCUAGUAGGAUGGGGUGGAAAUAAUGGAUCCACUUUUACAGCGGCCAUUUUGGCCAAUAAACUCCAUUUAUCGUGGCCGACGAAGAAAGGAACACAAAAGGCCAAUUGGUAUGGUUCCCUGACCCAGGCAGCGACAGUCUCAUUGGGCAGCGGUGUUUAUAUCCCAUUCUCGAAUUUACUUCCAAUGGUCAAUCCAGAUGACAUCGUUAUCGAUGGUUGGGACAUCAGUUCCAUGAAUCUUGCAGACGCUAUGAAGAGAGCACAAGUUUUGGACGUAUCAUUGCAACAGCAGUUAAAGCCUCAUAUGCAAAAUAUGAAGCCAAGGCCCUCUAUUUAUUGUUCCGACUUCAUAGCUGCCAAUCAGAAAAAUAGAGUAGACAAUCUAAUAUCUGGCAAAAAGCAAGAUCAACUUGAAAAAAUCAAGUCAGACAUAGCCGAUUUCAAAAAAUCACAUAACCUCGAUCAAGUGAUUGUCCUUUGGACAGCAAACACAGAAUGUUUUAGCGCCGUCAUAGAGGGUGUUAACGACACAGCUGAAAACAUAAAGAAGGCCAUUUUCGCUAACCACAGUGAAAUAUCCCCCUCUUCGAUUUUUGCUUAUGCUUCGAUAUCCAUGGGUUGUACAUUCAUCAACGGAUCUCCGCAGAAUACAUUUGUACCAGGAAUAGUGGAUUUUGCCGAAAAAGAGGGGGUGUUUAUUACAGGAGAUGAUUUUAAAUCCGGACAGACCAAGGUUAAAAGCGUUUUGGUUGAUUUCCUGGUUGGUGCUGGUAUUAAGCCAGUUAGUAUUGUAAGCUAUAAUCACCUUGGAAAUAACGAUGGAAAAAAUCUGUCAGCGCAUGAACAGUUCAGAUCAAAAGAGAUCUCCAAAAGUAAUGUUGUCGAUGAUAUGAUAAAUUCGAAUAAUGUUCUAUACACUCCUGGGGAAAAACUUGACCAUGUUGUUGUGAUUAAAUAUGUACCUUAUGUUGGUGAUUCAAAACGAGCAAUGGAUGAAUACACCUCUGAAAUAUUGAUGGGUGGUUUAAAUACUAUCGUAAUGCAUAAUAUGUGCGAAGACUCCCUUCUAGCCACACCGCUUAUACUUGAUUUAGUCCUUCUCGCUGAACUGUUCUCCAGAGUUGAAAUUAAGAGAGAAGGUGCGUCUGAUGAAAAAUACACAAGACUUCAUCCCGUCCUGUCCAUUUUAAGUUACCUCUGUAAGGCUCCGUUGGUACCCAAAGGUACUCCUGUGAUUAAUGCUUUGAGCAAACAAAGAGCUUGUAUCGAGAAUGUUAUGAAGGCAUGUAUAGGUUUACCACCAGAAAACAAUAUGACACUCGAGCAUAAAGUACCAUGCUUGAUGACCGAUGAUGCAGUACAUGAUUCACCCAAAUUAAAGAAAUGUAAAAUGGAAAAUGGAGAGUACUAAUAACGUGGUAAUUAAUGGAUUGAUAUUUAUAUAUUUUUAUGCGUAUAAUACAUUUUGUAAUUGUUAGAAAGAUAAAAUAAAUAAAUAAGUU
This is a messenger RNA of Psylliodes chrysocephalus, 1820 nucleotides long. Lineage: Eukaryota; Metazoa; Arthropoda; Insecta; Coleoptera; Chrysomelidae. The record is from the annotation of a GenBank genome assembly.